Lactuca saligna is the source of this 2316-nucleotide messenger RNA. Lineage: Eukaryota; Viridiplantae; Streptophyta; Magnoliopsida; Asterales; Asteraceae. The record is from the annotation of a GenBank genome assembly.
AUGGCGACUUCACUCCCACCUCUUCUUCUCCUUUGUUUCUUGUUUUUCUCUUGUGUAUCUGUGACUGUCUCCACUAAGACGCGAUCAAUCGAUCAAACAAAGACUUAUAUCAUCCACGCUUCAAAAUCUGAGAAACCUACCACGUUUUCCACUCAUCAUCGGUGGUACUCCUCCAUCGUCGGAUCUGUUUCGACGUCUCAUCAACCGUCUGACAUCCUUUAUACCUACGAACGCUCUGUCAACGGAUUCUCUGUUAGGUUGACUCGAGCUCAGGCUGCCAAGCUCCGUCGUCUCCCGGGGAUACUCUCUGUGAUCCCUGAUCGCCGGAGAACGCUUCAUACCACGCAUACACCUAGCUUCCUUGGUUUGGCGGAUACUUUUGGUAUCUGGCCGAACUCGGAAUAUGGUGAUGAUGUUAUUGUUGGAGUGCUUGACACCGGGAUAUGGCCUGAACGAGGGAGUUUUUCAGACGAAGGACUACCACCGAUUCCGUCUACUUGGAAAGGUAGUUGUGAAACCACGUCGGAUUUUCCUGCGACGGCAUGUAAUCGGAAAAUUAUUGGGGCUAAGGCAUAUUAUAGAGGUUAUACAGCAAGUCUUGGAAGCCGGUUGAAUGAAACUGGUGGUACUCUUUCUCCUAGGGACACGGAAGGUCAUGGAACUCAUACGGCUUCUACGGCUGCCGGAGCGAUUGUGAAGGAUGCCGGAUUUUUUGAGUUUGCAAGAGGUGAAGCCAGAGGUAUGGCUACUAAGGCUAGGAUUGCUGUUUAUAAGAUCUGUUGGAGCGAAGGCUGUUAUGAUUCCGAUAUACUUGCCGCCAUGGACCAAGCCAUCGAUGAUGGUGUAAACAUCAUCUCUUUAUCGGUAGGAUCUUCUGGUUAUGCUCCUCAGUACUACCGAGAUUCCAUUGCUAUCGGAUCUUUUGGAGCGAUGCAACACGGUAUUCUCCUUUCCGCUUCCGCAGGAAAUUCCGGCCCUGAUCCUUAUACUGCAACUAACAUCGCUCCUUGGAUUCUUACGGUCGGAGCUUCCACAAUCGACAGAGAAUUUCCGGCAGACGUUGUUCUAGGUGAUGGGAGGGUUUACGGUGGGGUAUCUCUUUACUCCGGUUCAGGACUUGACGACACUCAGUAUCCUCUAGUUUACGCAGGGGACUGUGGUAGCAGAUACUGUUACUCCGGACAACUAAACUCCACACUAGUCGCCGGCAAAAUCGUGAUAUGCGAUCGUGGAGGCAACGCCAGGGUUGAAAAGGGAAGCGCCGUUAAAAUAGCCGGAGGCGUCGGAAUGAUCCAUACAAACUUAGACGAGAACGGUGAAGAGCUUCUCGCCGAUGCGCAUCUCCUACCUGCAACCAUGGUUGGUGCCGCAGGUGGAGAUAAGAUAAAAGAAUAUUUAAAAUCCAAUCCGACUCCAACGGCGACGAUUGUCUUCAAAGGAACAGUCAUCGGUACAUCACCAUCAGCACCGCGUGUGGCUUCAUUCUCAAGCCGUGGGCCAAACUACCGCACGGCGGAGAUCAUCAAACCUGACGUGAUUGCUCCCGGCGUUAACAUUCUAGCCGCUUGGACCGGGUACACCAGCCCGACCGAUUUGGAUAUCGACUCUAGACGGGUUGAUUUCAAUAUUAUAUCAGGUACAUCAAUGUCGUGUCCUCAUGUGAGUGGCCUAGCCGCAUUGCUUCGUAGGGCCCACUCGACUUGGACACCAGCUGCUAUAAAAUCUGCACUCAUGACCACCGCUUAUUAUUUAGACGACACCGGAAAGAAUAUUACCGACCUUGCCACCGGCGAACAAUCCACACCGUUCGUUCACGGAUCAGGACACGUGGAUCCAAACAGAGCCCUUAAUCCAGGUUUGGUAUACGACGCCGGAGUCGAUGAUUACUUGUCCUUCCUUUGCGCCAUUGGAUACGACUCCAAGCAAAUAGCUACUUUUACAAAAGAUCCAGUGGAUUGCAGUGCCGGAAAGUUCAGUAACCCCGGCGAUCUAAACUACCCAUCUUUUUCUGUUGUGUUUGAUUCCAAAACCGGCGGAGUUGUGAAGUACAAGAGGGUUGUGAAGAACGUAGGGAGUGAGGUGGAUGCGGUUUAUAAGGUGAGAGUGAGUGCUCCACAGGGGGUGGAGGUGGUUGUGUCGCCGGCGAAGCUUGAGUUUAGCGAAGAGAAAAAAGAAGUGGAAUAUGAGAUCACUUUCAGCUCCGGUGGUGGUGGAAGUGCGGUGUUUGGCGCCAUUGAAUGGAGCGAUGGAGUGCACAAUGUAAGAAGCCCGAUUGCCAUCCAAUGGAAGAAGAGUUAUGGGCAAAUGAGCAUGUAA